Messenger RNA from Pollicipes pollicipes, 1322 nucleotides. Its product is annotated as ethylmalonyl-CoA decarboxylase. The record is from RefSeq and is a predicted model, not a curated record. Bases 68 to 955 code for a protein of 295 amino acids. The transcript is spliced from 3 exons. Gene Ontology annotation, biological process: fatty acid beta-oxidation. NCBI's taxonomy places the organism in Eukaryota, Metazoa, Arthropoda, Thecostraca, Pollicipedomorpha, Pollicipedidae. Gene Ontology annotation, cellular component: cytosol.
GGCGAGGGUCGAGGGUUUAGAACAGUACUGCACUGUCACCCUGCUCGUAAACGAAGUGAGGUCGCCGAUGCUGAGACAAGCCCUGAAGUUGCGCAGUCCGUGUCGCCAUCUAUUGGCGAUGCAUAGAAACUGCAGUGUGGACAACAGCUACCCGGACUUGGCUGAGGUGAAACAGCAGCUGUCGCAAUACGGUGGCGGCUCGGUUGACCUCAGCCUGGACGAUGUCACUGGGAUGGCUUCACUCCGUCUCAACAACCCAGACAGGAAAAAUGCGCUCAGCGGGCGGAUGAUGGCCCAGCUGGAGGAGGCGGUGGCGGCGCUGGAGCGGUGGCCGGCCGGUCGCGGCCUGCUGCUGCACGCCGCCGGCGACGCCUUCUGCUCGGGUGGCGACCUGAGUACCGUGCGCGCCAUCUCGCGGCCGGUCGACGGCAUGCGCAUGUCGGCGUUCAUGCAGGACGCGCUGGCGCGGCUGGCCGCCCUGCCGCUGGUCAGCGUGGUUGUGCUGGCCGGUCGCGCGCUGGGCGGCGGCGCCGAGCUCGCGCUGGCCGCCGACUUCCGGCUGUGGACGGCCGGCGCGCGCCUCCAGUUCGUGCAGGCGCGCAUGGGCCUACUGACCGGCUGGGGCGGCGGCGCGCGGCUGGCGGCAAUGCUCGGACCGCGCGUCGCGCUCGACCUGCUCACCUCGUGCCGCCCCGUGGCCGCUGACGAGGCGCUCCGGCUCGGCCUGGCCGACGCGCUGGUGGCGCCGCCCGACGGCGACCCGCUGCAGUUCGCUCGUGAUUGGCUGGCGCCGCGCGUCGCGCAUGACGUGGCCGUGGUGCGCUCGGUGAAGCGUAUGAUCGUGAACUCGCGCGGCGACAUGAGCGAACUCUGGCGGAAGGAGCGCGAACUGUUCGCGCCGUUGUGGGGCGGGGAGGCCAACAAGAAGGCGCUGGACAAAAACAUCAAACAUUAGCGGUAAGGUGUUGUGUUGUUGUGUUGCCUGUGCAAUAAGGGAAGGAUGGUGGUGGAAUGAUCCCGUGUGCUUUUGCUGCGUUUGUGUGCUUAACUUCAGUGGAUUUAGCGCGUGGUUUCUUCUGUUAUUCCCAUGUACUGGUAGUCCUCUUUCAAUGUCACUGGAAAGAAACCGCUCACAUUGCGAAAGAAUGGCGCUUUGGCUGAGAGAAUGCAAUUACAUUGUCAGCGAUUAUCUGUACGGGGCGCACGCUUCGAGGCAUGUCGAAAACUCGCUGGAAACGUACAUAUACGCUUCCACCGUGGUGUUUGUUUUUUAUGAGAUUAGAUAUGGCUCUUGUAUAAUAAACAGGAAACUCUGUCGUUUA